This is a messenger RNA of Trichoplusia ni (cabbage looper), 2320 nucleotides long. It is a transcript of the gene wbl, whose product is annotated as protein windbeutel. Bases 228 to 980 code for a protein of 250 amino acids. Gene Ontology annotation, biological process: protein secretion. Gene Ontology annotation, cellular component: endoplasmic reticulum lumen; endoplasmic reticulum. The record is from RefSeq and is a predicted model, not a curated record. The transcript has 2 exons. NCBI's taxonomy places the organism in Eukaryota, Metazoa, Arthropoda, Insecta, Lepidoptera, Noctuidae.
AAAUCUUUAGGUUCACAUCGUGAAACGGAAUAAGCCUAUUCGUUUAGUAAGUUGUUGUUAAUGGUAAAAGAAAACAAACCAAAAUGGAAUGUGCCAAUUGUCAAUAAAAUCGCACUGGACACGAACAGUAAAAUACGGCAAGUUAUUCGGUUUUAUUUCGUGCACGAAGUACGCGCAGUGUUGAAAGAUUAUACAUUUUAGGCUAAAGUAUAUUAUAUUAGCUAACAAUGAGGCGUUAUUUACUAUUUCUUUACAUCGUUUCAAUUAUUCCAUUUGCUUAUCAAGCGUCUACUAGUGGAUCUGUUGAAUUAGACGAAUUAUCUUUUGAUAAAAUAACAAAGAAAUUCGAAGCGUCCCUUAUUAAAUUUGAUGUGGCGUUCCCGUAUGGUGACAAGCAUGAGGCCUUCGUUGCCCUCGCAAAAGAUGCAAAGGACGAGGACGAACUAUUGGUGGCCGAAGUCGGCGUAAAAGAUUACGGCGAAAAGGAUAAUGAGGGUUUAGCGAAGAAGUACGGCGCCACGAAAGACAACUUCCCGGUGGUGAAGUUGUUUAUUAAAGGCAAACCAGAGCCGAUACCUUUCGACGAUUCUAAGGGGUUCUCAAGUGACGAGCUGCGCCGGUUCGUGCGACAACACACCGGCUUAUAUUUAAGUUUGCCGGGCUGCGUGAAGGAACUCGACAAACUUGCAAUAAACUUCAUGAAGGCCAAAAAAGACGAAAGGAAGAAAAUUUUGAAGAAGACUGAAGAGGUCCAGAAAUCCUUGGGCAAGGAGUCUUCUGGUAAGAUCUACAAAACAAUUAUGGAGAAGAUUCUAGAAAAAGGUGAAGAGUUUAUUCAGACUGAACAUGAGAGAGUGAAGAAGCUGCUAAGUGGGAAGGUAUCGGAUGAGAAGAAGAAGGAACUUGGAAUCAGGGUUAACAUCUUACUGACUUUCCAACUGCAUGACAAACAAAGCAAGCCCGGUAAAGAAGACCUCUGAGUGGUUGGCACAGAAUGAAAGAACUUAGUCUUGUAUGUUGGUUUAGGCAUACAUAUUUACCUCUGUCCCAAAACUCAGCUCUAGAAUUGUAAAUUUCCUACAUGUAAAUAAUAUGACUAUUCAUUUUGCAAUUUAUCAUGGAAAUUACGGGCACAUCAGUAUUAGGCAGCCGUUUAAUAACUAACACUUAUAAUAAGGAUUUUGAUUAUGUUGUUAUUGACCAUCUACAAAACUUAUAAUAUACUCCAAAACAAGAGCUCUAGACAUUGGAAUGAGCAUGACAAGUCUCAAAUCACAACAUGAAGUAUAUUUAUAAUUAAUGAUUCAUAUUUUGUGAUAUGCAAGCCUAAUAUUAAAUUAGGAAUGUGUCAACUAUAAUAACAGGACUUAAUAUUUUAAUGUCAUAAUAAGUAAUAUAUUAUAAAUUUUAUUGGAUAAUGUUAAACCAAAGCAUUUUCUUUACAUUCCAUUAAUUAUGAUUUUAAUUAAAGCCAACUUAUUGCAGCUGAUAAAAUCAAUUUCAUAGUUGACUUAGCAUAGGUUUAUAUCUGGCAACACAGGUUUAUUGUAAUACAAUAUUACUACUUUUGUUUUACUAUUUCCUAACCAGUUAAAAUAACGGUAGGUAAAUUUGUACUUAACUUUGCUAGUAUGAGGGUCAAUCUGCACUGAAAGAACUUUGGCGUUAAGAGCAUAGAUUGGUGAUCAUGCUGCAAGUAGCUAGAAGACUCAUCCAGCUUUGGUAACUUGCUGCCUCCUUUCUCUGUCAAAUGACUGUAGUCGCCACUAGUUUCAGGUAUUCCUGCAGUGUUAGCGUUUAUUUGCGCAAAAUAUUAGUACUUACCUAACUUAACGCAUUUACAAUUAAAUAAACAUUCAACAUCAGAAAAGUGACUCCUGGCUAAACUCGCCAGUCGCUUUACUAACUAAGCUACCGGUGUCACUAGAGUUUGAAUUUGUUUGUUGUAUCACGAUACGUCUUAUGGCAGACGUGCGCAAGUUUUUAAGUUCUUAAGUCCUACAGUUUAUGCUUGUGUUUGUGUUAAAAACAUUUUGUGCAUCUCUGCAUUGCCUUAAAGAAGUUUCUGAAAGAACUACUAAGUUAUGUAGUUUGCCAGAAACGGCGGGAAAUACUAUUGAUAGCCAUUUAUAAUUACAUACGUACAAAUAAAGCCAUUUGUAGCCGAACGUGGAUUGGCAAACACAGACUAUUUGUGCAUAUCUUAAAAAUAAAGUAUUUACGUUAUCAUUUAAAUUAUGUUGAAAAAGUUUUUAUGUGUGUUUGUUACUUAAUGUUGCACAAAUUUCAAUGUGUGAUGCAAUAAAUUUUCAAAAACUAA